AUGGAUGCUAGGCUUUCAGAUAUAUGCAUUGGUACAUCUGCUGCUCCAACAUAUCUUCCUGCACAUUAUUUCAAGACCCAGACCCAAGUCAAAGAUGGCAUAAUUCAUGAUCGUGAUGUCUUUAAUCUUGUUGAUGGUGCAAUUGCAGCUAACAAUCCGGCCCUUAUUGCUACAAGUGAAGUGACAAAACUAAUAUACAGAGAAGACCCAGAUUUCUACCCAAUCAAGACCUCUGAUUAUAGAAAAAUUUUGGUGAUCUCAAUAGGCACUGGAAAAGGAAAACCAAACUAUAAUGCUAAAACUGCAUCCAAAUGGGGUAUAGUCGGAUGGCUGUUUAGUGAAGGUUCAAAUCCAAUUAUUGAUGCUUUUACUGAUGCUAGUGAUGAUAUGGUUGAUUAUCAUAUUUCUGUUGCUUUCCAAGCUCUUCGUUCUGAAGAACAUUACCUUCGUAUUCAGGUAUAG
Messenger RNA from Lycium barbarum (goji berry), 462 nucleotides. RefSeq names its product patatin-like protein 3. The record is from RefSeq and is a predicted model, not a curated record. Gene Ontology annotation, molecular function: glycerophospholipase activity; monoacylglycerol lipase activity. NCBI's taxonomy places the organism in Eukaryota, Viridiplantae, Streptophyta, Magnoliopsida, Solanales, Solanaceae. Gene Ontology annotation, biological process: lipid metabolic process. The transcript has 2 exons. The coding region runs from base 1 to 462 and encodes 153 amino acids.